AUGAGGGCCACACCUCGCCUGUCAAAAGGCUUCAUCGGCCGCAGUGUCGACGAGCUCAAGAGGUUUACGAGCAUCGCACUCAAUCUUGAGGCUGUCAAAGGUCCAGCCGGUCCUCUCCAGUUGCAUUCCUUCCGCGCACAGGAGUCCAUGCAAGCCUGCAAGCUCAUGUCCGAUGCGGACAUUGGAGGCUUCUCGAAAGCACAGCUCGAGUGGAUACCCCGGUCAUCCUCGGAUACUUUGGCGCGCGGGGACAAUCUCAACGGCUACGCCAGAUUUCACGGUUCCAUCUCAACACAAUUACCAAAGGAUAUUCCUAACGUGGAGAGAUCAGGAUAUGCAGCCUGGCGGACACUGGACAGGCCGCGAACACUAUUUGGAAAGAGCCUAUGGGACAUCGAUCCAUACGCAUAUCUCGCGCUGAGGAUCAAAUCUGAUGGGCGAAGCUACAUGGUCAACGUGCAGACCGAGUCCAUCGUGCCAACAGAUAUACACCAGCAUCGUCUGUUCAGCAGGCGGCCCGGGCAGUGGGAGACCGUGCUGAUCAAGUGGAAUGACUUUGUGAGGACGAAUCACGGCUACGUUGUUGAGCCACAGACCGAGAUGCUGCGGCAGAAGGUCCGGACCAUCGGGAUCGGGCUCACAGACAGGAUACCAGGACCCUUUGAUCUGUCCAUCGAGCGGAUAUGGGCUACCAAUGACCCAAACGAGGCCGCUAAUUCCGAGAGCAGUCCCCCGAACAAGGGUGGUUUGAAAAAUAAGCAAGGCAAAAAUGUCACUUGGGUUACAGAUUGA
This is a messenger RNA of Diaporthe batatas, 792 nucleotides long. RefSeq lists its product as uncharacterized. Gene Ontology annotation, cellular component: mitochondrion. Bases 1 to 792 code for a protein of 263 amino acids. Gene Ontology annotation, biological process: mitochondrial electron transport, NADH to ubiquinone; mitochondrial respiratory chain complex I assembly. The record is from RefSeq and is a predicted model, not a curated record. The transcript has 2 exons. NCBI's taxonomy places the organism in Eukaryota, Fungi, Ascomycota, Sordariomycetes, Diaporthales, Diaporthaceae.